Messenger RNA from Strigops habroptila (Kakapo), 2440 nucleotides. RefSeq names its product tumor protein D52 (gene TPD52). The transcript is spliced from 8 exons. Gene Ontology annotation, biological process: B cell differentiation. Gene Ontology annotation, cellular component: cytoplasm. The coding region runs from base 352 to 1125 and encodes 257 amino acids. Lineage: Eukaryota; Metazoa; Chordata; Aves; Psittaciformes; Psittacidae. The record is from RefSeq and is a predicted model, not a curated record.
CUGGUGUAGCUGCAGUCAGCUGACUUUUUAUUUAAAUGAUUGGAAGUUCUUGGUGCAGUUCUGCAGAGGACCAGGCUCUUCCAGAAGCCCCGGAUAGUGCGCUGUGAAUGUUUGUCAAAGGAACGGUCUGUGUAAGUUCAGCCCCAGUUAUAAAUUUACAGGAACUCAACUUGUGCCAUGUGAACAGCAGCAGCUACAAGAUGGCUAAGGAAUCGCUUGCUAGACAGCUCUGCCAAAUCUAACAGUGGGGUAAGAGAGCUGAAUUUUCUGAGGAGGUACAGUGAGUGUCAUGUGAAGAACCGGAGGGUGUCUGAAUCCUGCUGCAUGGGUCGCCCCAGGACGCGAAGAUGAAUGCUUCAGUGGAAGAAGAGGAUGGCUGCACGCUCUGAGUUUUCUGGCAUGGAUCUGUAUGAGGAUUACAAAUCACCCUUUGAUUUCAAUGUUGGAGUGAACAGAAACUAUCUUUACCUGUCGCCUACCAUAAACCUUUCUCCACCUGGAUCACCUAUGCUGUCAAAGUCUGGGCUGCUGAGAAGUGACUCUAUACCUGAGGUUGGGGAGGAUGCCGCUGCUACAGUUGGUAUGGCAGAAACACUCUCAGAAGAAGAACAGGAUGAACUAAGGAAAGAGCUUGCUAAGGUGGAAGAGGAAAUCCAGACGCUCUCACAGGUGCUAGCUGCCAAAGAGAAGCAUCUAGCAGAAAUAAAGAGAAAGCUGGGAAUUAACUCAUUACAGGAACUAAAGCAGAACAUUACCAAAAGCUGGCAAGAUGUCACCUCAACCACAGCAUACAAGAAAACAUCAGAGACCCUGUCUCAGGCUAGUCAGAAGGCUUCUGCUGCUUUUUCAUCUGUUGGUUCAGUCAUAACCAAGAAGUUUGAAGAUGUCAGACUACAGGCAUUUUCACAUUCCUUUAGUAUACGCUCCAUACAACAUUCAAUUAGCAUGCCUAUUAUGAGAAAUUCUCCUACUUUCAAAUCCUUUGAAGAAAAGGUUGAAAACUUGAAGUCUAAAGUUGGAGGAAGACAACCUGCCGGGGGAGACUUUGGAGAAGUUCUCAACUCUGCUGCCAAUGCCAGUGCCACAGAAACUAUCGCAGAACAAACACAGGAGGAGACCCACUGAGAUUCCUGCUGCUGUCCUGCUACCACUGCCAGAUGCUGCAAGCAGAAACUAAGCACACUUGUAACAUUCUUUGCGCUCUUUCCACCAGAUGUGCUUUUAUUUAGCACGUAGCUGUUUUACCAGGUUAACUGAUACCAAGCUUUUUCGUGGGUUCAAAAUAUUUUUGAAACUAAAAUACGCUGUUUGGGGUUUUGUGUGGGAAGGGGAAUUUUUAUGCCUUUCAAGCGUUUAAAGGACUUAUCUGUAAUUUGAAGGCAACCUUUAAAAUAUAGCAAUGAAAAAACCCUCUUUUGAGAAGUUAAUUAUAUUGUACAUAUACUGUGGAUGUGUAAUUCCUUUUGAAUCUGUAACUACUUCUCAACUUAAUCAUUAUGAAUCUGCUGCUGCUGCCAAACUGAAGCUUGUGAUUAUUUAAGUGUUGCCUGCAGAGGACGUCAGACCAGGAGGAUCACGCCCAGCUAAAGAAAGGAUUUCUCCUUCUGCAGGCUUUAAAUAAGUUACUCCCAGCAGGAUUACACAUGGGUAGAAGGUACUGUCUAACAAGCGUGUUCCUCAUACAACAGAUGCAGACAGGGUAAUACAUAACAUCUAGAACUUACCCAUUUGUCUGUGGAUUAUCGACCUAGGAAGCUUCUGACCAUCACAGGUGGAAGCAAGAUGCCUAGCAGUGCUGGUUUGGUUCAGUUACAGUAAUGUUUGCAGUCUUGUUUUUUGUACAUGAUGCUAAUGUGGUAGGAUGCGCUCUGCUGAACUUCUGAUCAGUUGUGAAUAAGUUCAUCUUAAUUCACACAUGGUGGCAUCACACUUACACUAACAAAGCAUGGACUGUAAGAAUAAGCCUGAGCACGAUAGUGGUUCUUUUCGAGGCAGCAAGAGAACUGCUCUCAAAUGCUAAUGCUGUUUCCCUCGUAGGCUGACCAUUGGGAACAUUUGCUACACUGUCUUACUCUUUGUACGUGUUCAAGGCCCUGUUCCUGUUUAAGGCUCCAGAAAUCUGUCGCAGCGCAGUGUAGCUCUCCUACACGAUCUGUUCUCCUAUAAGAUCUUUCUCCUACGUGUUGCUUUAGCUGAUGUACUCUUCAACUCUCUUCUAUGUUGUAUGUGUCUGGCACACAGCGUUGGUACGGUUAGAACUGGAAACAAGUUUUGAAAACAGUUGUGUGAAAUUCAUGAAACUUUUAACCUGCCACAAAGGUCUGGAGGAAAAAAAGUUGGCUCCUGACAACCUUGUGUGUCAGAUGUAGUAACUAUGCUUAAUUACAUGUGAGAAGCUUAAUAAAAACAUGUAUGUGAGGAAUGUAUUUUCCUGUGACUA